Molecule: messenger RNA, 1925 nt
Organism: Photinus pyralis (common eastern firefly)
Lineage: Eukaryota; Metazoa; Arthropoda; Insecta; Coleoptera; Lampyridae
Product: zinc finger protein 64-like
Exons: 2
Coding region: 269-1372 (367 amino acids)
Biological process (GO): regulation of transcription by RNA polymerase II
Cellular component (GO): nucleus
Molecular function (GO): RNA polymerase II transcription regulatory region sequence-specific DNA binding; DNA-binding transcription factor activity, RNA polymerase II-specific
Source: RefSeq, a predicted model, not a curated record
UCCACCUUGCGCAGCUGAUAAAGAUAAACAACAUUAUCGUGUUAAGGUUUUAACAAAUCUGCCACGUUUGCAGAAUUAAAUAAAUAAAGCAGUUUGUGGGAAUGGAAUCUGCAUUCUGGCGGCUGACAAAUUUAUGACGUCACGAAUGAAAACGCUUUGAAAUCCUUUAAACCGUUGGCUGGACAAACACCUGCUUUGCCAGAAAACAGUUCAUGUUAGGUAUUAAGAAUCCGACGGACUUGUGCUGUACGUAUCUAGUUCUGUGAUAAUGUCUGCCAUAGUUAAAAUUGAACCCAAACAAGAAGAGAUUGUCUUAAAUGAUGCCAAUGAUGUGUAUACAUCGAUCAAGCGGGAAUUUAAUGAAAUUACGACGAAUGUAGGGUGUACAAGUGCCAUAACCGAAGGGGAUUAUAAAAGUGAAGUGCAGCAGGAAAUUAAAUUUGUUGAGAAUGUAUUUCAAGAUUUCUCGCAUAUUAGUCAAUCUAAAAUUGUAAAAGAUUUAAAAUGUGACCAAAAGUGUGACUAUGCAACCCAUAUGAAACACAGUUUAGAUGAACACCUGUUAAAACACAAGCCUCCCAAAGAUUUCAAAUGUGACCAGUGUGCAUAUGCAACCUAUAAAAAAUCUAAUUUAAAAACACACAUGUUAAAACAUAAGUCUACUAAGGAUUUAAAAUGUAGUUACUGUGACUACGCAACCUAUAGAAAAUCCAAUUUAAAAACACACCUGUUAAAACAUAAUUCUUCUAAGGAUUUUAAAUGUAUUCACUGUGACUACGCAACCCAUAGAAAAUUCGAUUUAAAAACACACCUUUUAAAACACAAGUCUUCUAAAACUUUAAAAUGCAGUCACUGUGACUACGCAACCUAUAAAAAAUUUGAUUUAAAAACGCACCUGUUAAAACAUACGUCUUCUAAAGAUUUAAAAUGUGGCCAGUGUGACUAUGCAACCCACAACAAACACCAUUUAAAGGAACACCUGUUAAAACACAAGCCUUGCAAGGAUUUAAAAUGUAGUUAUUGUGAUUACGCAACCUAUAGAAAAUCAGAUUUAAAAACGCACCUGUUAAAACACAAGUCUGCUAAGGAUUUAAAAUGUAGUCACUGUGACUACGCAACCUAUAGAGAAUUCAAUCUAAAAACACACCUGUUGAUACACAAGUCUUCCAAGGAUUUAAAAUGUAACCACUGUGACUACGCAACCUAUAGAAAGUCCGAUUUAAAAAGACACCUGUUAAAACACAAGUCUUCUAAGGAUUUAAAAUGUAACCAGUGUGAGUACGCAACCCAUACCAAACGCUAUUUAAAGGAACAUCUGUUAAAACAUGCUUCCAAGGAUUUAAAAUGUGACCAGUGUGUACUCGACACAUAAAAUCACAUUUUAAAUCUCACUCACUAAUGCCCAGUUGCACCAACAAAAUUAAGCCUUGCUUAAAGUUAAGUCGAACUUAAAAUCUAUGGCAACGAUUAUUAAGACAAUCGUUGCUAUGGUAGUUAAGUGAUGCUUAACUUUGAGCGAUACUUAAUUUUGACGGUGUAAUUGGCUAUCAAAUACAUAAUUAUGUUUCAAAGGUUUUUUAAUUUGUCCAGUCGGUCUCACAGAAAAUCUAAUUUAAAAAGCCAUCUGUUUAUUGUAAUAGGCAACAUUACUACAUGUGUAUAAAAGUAAAUGUUUAUAAAUUAUGGCAUUUGUAAUAGCGAAACAUAUAAAUCCGUCCGGGUGAAUGGAUCAAAAGUGUGUAUUUAAUUUUGGUUAGUUUUAUUGUAAGCAGUUAAGUUCAGGUAUGUCCAUUGCCUGUUGAGAGUCCUGGUGCACCCUCAGAACAAUAAUUCUUAUUUGCCCUUUUUAAAUUAAACACUGUUUUGAGGUAAGCAUGUGGUGGUCUUGUAGGAGUAAUAACAAAAGCGCAAGUUUAAAAAGAAAA